This is a messenger RNA of Gadus chalcogrammus (walleye pollock), 4935 nucleotides long. It is a transcript of the gene dip2ba, whose product is annotated as disco-interacting protein 2 homolog Ba. The coding region runs from base 143 to 4885 and encodes 1580 amino acids. Lineage: Eukaryota; Metazoa; Chordata; Actinopteri; Gadiformes; Gadidae. The record is from RefSeq and is a predicted model, not a curated record. The transcript has 39 exons.
UGCCAUUGGUGAGUUUCCCCCAUUAUGGCGGAGGGGCUAGUCGUGCAAAUGGAUUGUCUCGCUCAUUCCUUGCUUGUUUUGUGUCUCAAGGAGUACUUUUCACAGUAGAAGGUUGACGUUUUAUUUGAGGACUGUUGUUUUUAUGUUACCAGUCAUGGCAGACCGUGCCAUGGAUUUGUCUGGUGUACCAAAAGAGGUUCGAGACCAAUUGGCGGAGUUGGAUUUGGAGCUAUCUGAAGGUGACAUCACCCAGAAGGGAUAUGAGAAGAAGAGAUCCAGACUACUGACCCCCUACAUCCCUCACAUAACAAGUGUAGAGCUGUCUCUGCCUGAUGUGCAGCUCACCCCGGGGCACAGUGCAGAGCCCAGCCCCAGUCCGGAGGCCCCGGGGCCCUCUACCUCCUCGGCUCCCAGGAGCCACCGUGGUCACCGCAGUGGAGGGACCAGGGACGACCGCUACAGAUCAGACAUCCACACAGAAUUGGUGCAGGCAGCACUGGCCAAGCACAAAGAAGAGAAAAUGGGGCUGCCCAUGCCUACCAAGAGACGCUCUGCCUUUGUCCAGUCUCCUGUGGAAAACUGCACACCGCCAGACACGUCCUCGGCGUCGGAGGACGAGGGCUCGCUGCGGCGGCAGGCAGCUCUGAGCGUGGCGCUGGCCCAGAGCCUGCAGAGCCCCGACUACUGGAUCAAUCGCUCCCUCCAGGGCUCCUCCACCUCCUCCUCCGCCUCCUCCACCCUCUCCCACGGCGAGCCCAAGAUCCAGCCCCAGCCCCAACCCUCCACCGCCAUCGUCGACGUCCUGGCCCACCUGCGGAUAGAGAACAGUGUUCCUCCAGAUGUUACGUCUUCCAGCUCCAGGCUGGACCUGCCCCCUGCUGUCAAGGGCAUGAGCCGGGGACAGAGUCGCUGCAGCAUGCUGGAUAACACAGCUGAUGGAAAGCGAAAAGGCGUGCCAGUCAACAGCAGGGUGUCCACUAAGAUCCAGCAGCUGUUGAACACCCUCAAGCGGCCGAAGAGACCCCCACUCAGCGAGUUCUUCCUCGACGACUCGGAGGAGAUUGUAGAAGUGCAACAGCCAGACCCCAACACCCCCAAGCCGGAGGGCCGUCAGAUCAUCCCGGUGAAGGGCGAGCCCCUCGGAGUGGUCAGCAACUGGCCCCCAGCCCUCCAGGCUUCCCUGGCACGCUGGGGGGCCACGCAGGCCAAGAGCCCCGCACUCAGCGUCCUGGACAUCACCGGCAAGCCCCUCUACACCCUGACUUAUGGUAAACUAUGGAGUCGCAGUCUAAAGCUGGCCUACACACUGCUGAACAAGCUGGGCACCAAGGCAGAGCCCGUCCUCAAACCUGGAGACCGGGUGGCGCUGGUGUACCCCAACAGUGACCCAGGGAUGCUCUGGGUGGCAUUCUACGGCUGCCUGCUGGCCGAGGUCAUCCCUGUACCCAUUGAGGUUCCACUGUCACGACAGGACUCGGGCAGCCAGCAGAUUGGCUUCCUGCUGGGCAGCUGUGGGGUGGGCCUGGCACUGACCAGCGAGGUGUGUCUCAAGGGACUCCCCAAGACCCCCAACGGAGAGAUCAUGCAGUUUAAAGGAUGGCCCAGGAUGAAGUGGGUGGUGACGGACACAAAGUACCUGACCAAGCCCUCCAAGGACUGGCAGCCCCACAUCCCUACUGCCAACACAGACACUGCCUACAUAGAGUACAAGGCCACGAAGGAGGGUACUGUGAUGGGUGUGGCUGUCUCCAAGAUCUCCAUGCUGACCCACUGCCAGGCACUCACACAAGCCUGUAACUACUGCGAGGGGGAAACACUGGUCAACGUCUUGGACUGCAAGAAGGACAUGGGCCUGUGGCAUGGGGUCUUAACCAGUGUCAUGAACAGAAUCCACACCAUCUCUGUGCCCUACGCUGUCAUGAAGGCCUGCCCCAUGUCCUGGGUCCAAAGAGUUCACAUCCACAAAGCACGUGUGGCCUUGGUGAAGUGCAGAGACCUCCACUGGGCCAUGAUGGCCCACCGGGAGCAGAAGGACACCAACCUCUCCUCCAUACGCAUGCUCAUCGUGGCUGACGGAGCCAACCCCUGGUCUGUGUCGUCGUGCGACGCCUUCCUGAACGUGUUCCAGGCUCACGGUCUGAAGCCAGAGGUCAUCUGUCCAUGUGCCUCCUCCGCUGAGGCCCUGACCGUGGCCAUACGCCGACCCGGGGCCCGUGGGGCCCCCCUACCAGCCAGGGCCAUCCUCUCCAUGGCUGGGCUGAGCCACAGCGUCAUCAGGGUCAACACGGAAGACAAGAACUCUGCCCUCACCGUGCAGGAUGUGGGCCACGUCAUGCCUGGUGCUCUCAUGUGUAUCGUGAAACCGGACGGGCCUCCCCAGCUGUGUAAGACAGACGAGAUCGGGGAGAUCGUGCUCAACUCCCGGGCUGGGGGAACCAUGUACUACGGCCUGCCGGGAGUCACCAAGAACACCUUUGAGGUGAUCCCUGUGAACCAGGCUGGUGCGCCUAUUGGAGAAAUUGCCUUCACUCGUACAGGCCUGCUUGGCUUCGUAGGACCGGGCAGCCUGGUGUUUGUGGUUGGGAAGAUCGAGGGGCUGCUGUCUGUGAGCGGGCGUCGGCACAACGCUGAUGACCUGGUUGCCACGGCGCUGGCGGUGGAGCCGGUCAAAACCGUUUACAGAGGAAGGAUUGCGGUGUUCUCCGUGACGGCGUUCUACGAUGAGAGGAUUGUGGUCGUGGCGGAGCAGAGACCCGAUGCCAGCGAGGAGGAUAGCUUCCAGUGGAUGAGCCGAGUGCUGCAGGCCAUCGACAGUAUCCACCAGGUGGGUCUGUACUGCCUGGCUCUGGUCCCAGCCAACACUCUCCCCAAGACGCCCCUGGGUGGCAUCCACAUCUGUGAGACCAAGCAGAACUUCCUGGAUGGCAACCUGCACCCCUGCAACAUCCUCUUGUGCCCCCACACCUGCGUCACCAACCUGCCUAAGCCACGCCAGAAACAGCCAGUGGGCGUCGGUCCGGCCUCCAUCAUGGUGGGGAACCUGGUGGCGGGGAAGAGGAUGGCCCAGGCUGUAGGCAGAGAGCUGGGUGUGGUCGAGGACCAGGAUCUCAUCAGAAAGCACCAGUUCCUGUCCGAAGCCCUCCAGUGGAGAGCCCAGACCGACCCGGAUCAUGUCCUCUAUGUGCUGCUAAAUGCCAAGGGGGUAGCAGUGUGCACAUCCACCUGUCUCCAGCUUCACAAGAGAGCAGAGAAGAUCACCGCUGCCCUGAUGGAGAAAGGAGGCCUUAACACGGGAGACAACGUGGUGCUGCUUUAUCCCCCAGGCAUUGACCUGAUCGCUGCCUUCUAUGGCUGUCUCUAUGCGGGGGUGGUCCCGGUGACAGUGAGACCCCCCCACCCACAGAACCUGACUGCUACCCUCCCCACCGUCCGUAUGAUCAUCGAUGUGAGCAAAGCUGCCUGCAUCCUCACUACACAGCCCCUCAUGAGGAUACUCAGGUCCAGGGAGGCCGCUGCCAGCGUCAACAUCAAGACCUGGCCCACAAUCAUAGACACAGACGACCUCCCUCGAAAGCGUCCUCCCCAGAUCUACAAGCCCCCCACAGCGGAGAUGCUGGCCUACCUGGACUUCAGUGUGUCCACCACGGGCAUGUUGACUGGCGUCAAGAUGUCCCACGCGGCCGUCAGCACUCUCUGUCGCUCCAUCAAGCUCCAGUGUGAGCUCUACUCCUCUCGCCAAAUAGCAAUCUGCCUGGACCCCUACUGCGGCCUGGGCUUUGUCCUGUGGUGUCUCUCCAGUGUUUACUCGGGCCACCAGUCCAUCCUCAUCCCCCCUCUGGAGCUGGAGAGCUCCCUGCCCGUGUGGCUGAGCACCCUCAGCCAGUACAAGAUCAGAGACACCUUCUGCUCCUACUCCGUCAUGGAGCUGUGCACCAAGGGCCUGGGAACCCAGACCGAGAUGCUCAAGGCGCGGGGGCUGAACCUGUCGUGUGUGCGGAGCUGUGUGGUGAUAGCGGAGGAGCGUCCUCGCCUGCUGCUGACCCAGUCCUUCUCCAAGCUCUUCAAAGACCUGGGCCUCUCGCCCCGGGCCGUCAGCACCGCCUUCGGCUCCAGGGUCAACCUGGCCCUCUGCAUGCAGGGCACGGCUGGUCCAGAUCCCUCCACCGUCUAUGUGGACAUGAAGUCUCUGCGGCACGACAGGGUAAGGCUGGUGGAGAGAGGGGCGCCACAGAGUCUGCCUCUUAUGGAGUCCGGCACUAUCUUACCAGGGGUCCGGGUGAUCAUCGUGAACCCUGAGACCAGAGGGCCUCUUGGAGAUUCCCACCUUGGGGAGAUCUGGGUGAGCAGCACCCACAGCGCCAGCGGCUACUACACCAUCUACGGCGAGGAGAGCCUGCAGGCGGACCACUUCAACACCACGCUCAGCUUCGGGGAGCCCCAGACGCUGUGGGCCCGCACCGGCUACCUGGGCUUCGUCAAGAGGACGGAGCUGCUGGACUCCACUGGGGAUCUCCACGACGCCCUGUUCGUGGUGGGCUCUCUGGACGAGACCCUGGAGCUGAGGGGGCUGAGGUAUCACCCCAUCGACAUCGAGACCUCUGUGUCCCGGACCCACCGCAGCAUCGCUGAGAGCGCGGUGUUCACAUGGACCAACCUGCUGGUGGUGGUGGCGGAGCUGAGCGGCUCGGAGCAGGAGGCCCUGGACCUGGUGCCCCUGGUCACCAACGUGGUGCUGGAGGAGCACCACCUCAUCGUGGGCGUGGUGGUCAUUGUGGACCCCGGCGUCAUCCCCAUCAACUCCCGGGGGGAGAAGCAGCGCAUGCACCUGCGGGACUCCUUCCUGGCCGACCAGCUGGACCCCAUCUACGUGGCCUACAACAUGUGAGCCCCCACCGGCCCCGCCCUCCGGUCACCCCCCACCAGCCCAGACUGAUG